Messenger RNA from Scomber scombrus (Atlantic mackerel), 2010 nucleotides. RefSeq names its product isocitrate dehydrogenase [NAD] subunit alpha, mitochondrial-like. Gene Ontology annotation, molecular function: isocitrate dehydrogenase (NAD+) activity; magnesium ion binding; NAD binding. NCBI's taxonomy places the organism in Eukaryota, Metazoa, Chordata, Actinopteri, Scombriformes, Scombridae. Gene Ontology annotation, cellular component: mitochondrion. The coding region runs from base 141 to 1232 and encodes 363 amino acids. The record is from RefSeq and is a predicted model, not a curated record. Gene Ontology annotation, biological process: isocitrate metabolic process; tricarboxylic acid cycle. The transcript is spliced from 11 exons.
AGUGAGAGCUCAAACUCAGAGAGGAUCUUUGGCUGGCUCGUCCCCGGUAAAGGAGCAGAGUGAGAGCUCGUCCCCAGUAAAGGAGCAGAGUGAGCGCUCUUUGACGCAGAGAGGAUCUUUGAAGCUUCUUCCUUAACAGCAUGGCGGGCAGCGCGUGGAGGUCACUGCUGUCUCAGGCGGUCCGCAGACCGGCUCUGUCUGCAGCGUCCUUCUCCAGAGGGAUGAAGACUGUCACUCUGAUUCCUGGCGACGGGAUUGGACCGGAGAUCUCGGCCGCUGUCAUAAAGAUCUUCGAGGCAGCUAAAGCUCCGAUCAGAUGGGAGGAGAGAAACGUGACGGCUAUACAGGGACCAGGAGGACGCUGGAUGAUUCCUCCUGAUUGUAAAGAGUCAAUGGACAAAAGCAAGAUAGGACUCAAAGGACCUCUGAAGACUCCGAUCGCAGCAGGUCAUCCCUCCAUGAACCUGCUGCUCAGGAAGACCUUUGACCUUUACGCCAACGUGCGCCCCUGCAUCUCCAUCGAGGGCUACAAGACGCCGUACACCGACGUGGACCUGGUCACCAUCCGGGAGAACACGGAGGGAGAGUACAGCGGCAUCGAACACGUGAUCGUAGAAGGUGUUGUUCAGAGCAUCAAACUGAUCACAGAGGACGCCAGCAGACGCAUCGCUGAGUACGCCUUCGAAUACGCCAGAAACAACCAAAGAACCAGCGUGACGGCCGUCCACAAAGCCAACAUCAUGCGGAUGUCAGACGGUCUGUUUCUGAGGAAAUGUCGCGAGGUGGCCGAAAGCUACAAAGACAUCAAGUUCACUGAGAUGUACCUCGACACUGUGUGUCUCAAUAUGGUUCAGGAUCCGACUCAGUUUGACGUGCUGGUGAUGCCCAACCUGUACGGAGACAUUCUCAGUGAUCUGUGUGCCGGACUCAUCGGAGGACUCGGUGUUACUCCCAGCGGGAACAUCGGAUCAAAUGGAGUCGCCAUAUUUGAAUCGGUUCAUGGUACGGCCCCUGACAUCGCCGGCCUGGACAUGGCGAACCCAACCGCUCUGCUGCUGAGCGCCGUGAUGAUGCUGCGUCACAUGGGCCUGCACGACUGCGGCCAGAAGAUCCAGACGGCUUGUUUCGACACCAUCAGAGAAAAGAAGGUGCUGACGAAGGAUCUCGGAGGAAACUCAAAGUGUUCAGAGUUCACAGCUGAGAUCUGUCGUCGUAUUCAGGAUCUGGACUAAAGCUGCAGGACUCUCCGCUCGCUCUGACAUCACUUCCUGCUUCUCUCUCAGCUGUGUUUACAUUUUAGACAACAUGACUCUGUGAUGACAUCAUCGUCGCCGUGGUGACGGGAGGGGGCGGGGCCUCUGCAGCAGCUUCAUAUUGAAACAUUCACAGCCAAAAAACGCACAAAUGUCACAUGACCAAGUUGUAAUUACAUAAUUUCAGGAGUGUUUCUUAAAGUUUCUUAUUAAUAUUCAUAUAUAUUAAUUAAUAUUAAUAUUAAUAAUAAUAUCAGCACUCCACCUGUGUCUCAGUUUAUUGGAUAUUUAGUAGUUGUUUUAACGGUGAACCAGUGUAACCGUUUGAAAUGUCUUAUUUAUUGUUUCUACUUCCUGUUACUUUCUGAGACCAGAAAUAUAGAAACCUGUAAAGGAACAUGGACCACCUCUGUUUGCACACACACACGCACACACACACACACACACACACACACACACACACACACACACACACACACACACACACACACACACACACACACACACACAGAGACACACACAGACAGACACACACACACACACACACACAGACAGACAGACACACACACACACACACACAGACAGACACACACACACACACACAGACAGACACACACACACACACACACACACACACACAAAUCCUUGAAGUCAAACAUUAAUCAGAACGUGUGUGACAUGUGUGACAGUAACAGAUACAAUUCUACACUUCUAAUGAAAUAAAAGAGUCAAACCUGGAUUUACCUUCCAGACUGGA